Messenger RNA from Mercenaria mercenaria, 7886 nucleotides. RefSeq lists its product as uncharacterized. NCBI's taxonomy places the organism in Eukaryota, Metazoa, Mollusca, Bivalvia, Venerida, Veneridae. The record is from RefSeq and is a predicted model, not a curated record. The coding region runs from base 53 to 871 and encodes 272 amino acids. The transcript is spliced from 4 exons.
CAAAAUGGCGUCAAAUAGCUCUGUCUAGUUUUAUGUUCAAUUCUGCUGAGAUAUGAUUUACACAAUUCACAUGUUCAUAUUGGCACUAUGUUCAUUUGCGCAGUUAAGUGUUUGUGACCUAAGUACAGCAUCGCCUAUACAGAUAUCCGAUGCUGCUAUCAAUAAAACAUUAUCAAAAAAGCUUCUUUCUCGGAGACGAGGCUUAAUACCAAAAUCAAGAAGACGCGGUGAUACUUAUUCGCAACUGCUUCAGACAGCUAACUCAAAGAAACUUUGGAACCAAAUUAUACAAAAACAUAAAUUAGCUACUGAAAAACGAUCGCUAGCUGAUAUACCAAGUACAAGAAGGACUUCAACAAGAAAUAACAACCAGGACUCACAAAAGUUUCCCACACACGGUAGAAAAAAUGACAGCUGGUCACAAUCAAAUGCUGGAGCAAAAUCGAGUCUACGGCGACGUCGAAGGUGGGAUUACGACGAGAAUUACGACUGGGAAAAUGGAGGAAAAGACUAUGUUAUUCCGGGUGAUGAGCCAAGGAAGGAAACAAAGUUCGAAAAAUUUGCCAAAAGUUGGCAGAAACAUGCACUAAAAGUAAUAUUUCUGUUUUCAUUCGUCUGCAUGCUUUGCUGUUGUUGCCUGGCUAUAUGCAAGAAAUUCUGCAGUAAGGUUUGUGAGACAGUCUGCUGGCAUCUGAGAGAUUAUAGGGAAAUGUGCUUGAACAGGGAUCCAUCCUAUCGUAAGGCCCGCAAGUUUGCUGACGACUAUGGGAUAGAGCUUGACUAUGACAUGUACACUAAAAUAAAGAAAAAUUAUGAGGAGGGUUUUCAGCGUGGAGGUCAUGACGAGUACAGAGACCUGUCUGGGAGAUAAAACAAUAAUAACAUGUAUUGGAGUUUUCUUGAUGGAGGAACUUUGGCAUUCAACAACGAUAACUGCUUUGUCAAAACAAAAAUACAGAGAAAAAGUGACAAUACCCUGUAUAGCAGAAAUCCAGUUUUGGUCUGGUUGUAUGCAAUUAAAACCGGUGUUUACAAAUAUUUCUGUGAUAAUUUAUACCAUUAAAACUUUUGUCAGUAAUAAUUUCAAAUGUAUGUCUAAAAGUAUGAAGGCCAGCUGUAACUUAAAUUACCGGUAGUAGUUCUAUGUCCCAUGAUAACUUAUGUUUACAAACAUGACUAUAAAAUAUAUAUAUUAAAAUGGAACAUUAUAAGGGAAUUCAACAUUUUUCUAACAUGUUAAAAUCUAAAUAUUUCUAGUUUUAGUCCCAAUUAAGAAUAAGCUCAGAGGUAAAGCAUAACUGUCCAUGUUAGACAGAUCUUUUGCUAUGUGGGUUCGAAACUCAGAAUGAAAGUUAUAUUUUUAUUUCAUUUUUGCAUAAAAAUUUUAGAUUUCUUCAUGUGCUCUGUGACAACACAACAGAGAAAUAUCUAAAGCCGAUCGAUAUGGCAGAUGAGAAAGGUUUAGCAUCAUAUCAAAGAUGAUAUUAAUUAAAUGCAUAUGCACUUAAGGAUGUACGAGCGUUUUUUCAGGAUAUCCGCCAUUUUGAAAAAUGUUUCUUCGAAUUUUGCUUUUCUAACAAAAGUUUUGCCAAAAAAUAAUGAUGUAUAAUUAAAAUAUGGCUAAUAAUGUACCAUUUAACCAAACAGAUUCUACUUUUUGCGAAAACAAAUUUUUCGACCUUAUUUUUGGCUGGCAUUUGCCUAAAAUUGACGUAAAAUUUACAAUGGGGUAGGGGUAGGUGAUUUCAAAUAUCAACUAAAGUAGAUCAGUUUUGGUUUUGAUAUUUUCCUGAAUGAUACAUAUAAUAAUAAGCUACAAUUGAGAUAAAAGUUUUAAAGAUAGCACUUUAUAGUAUCUAGAAAAUAUAAAUUAGAACCAAAAAUAUCAAAAUUCACCAGUUUUUAACAGUUUUUUCUUAAUAAAUCUCUUAGAUGCAUGGUGACCCCAACUUUUUUUCUUUCCAAUAUGAAGCAAUUUUGUGUGUCAUUAAAGCUGCAAAACAUUUUGAAAAUCUUAGUAAUAGCGUCAGAAUUUUUUUUGUAGAUACAAAUACUUUUUCUUCCAUUGAAAAUAAAGUGGGUGGGGUAAUUAUGUCAACAUGUAAAAAUGAAAGAGAUUUAUUAGUGACAUUAAUUUUAUGCUUACAUAAUACUGACAUCACCUUGUUUUCAUAUUAACCUGUAAGACCCGAAAUCCCUAUAAUAUUAAGUGAGAUAUUAUAUGUUUUAUAAAGUACCACCAUUUUUUCAGUUUUACAAAAUUUCAGAAAUGCUUAAACAGUAGGUGAAGGAAAUGCCCUAUAAAAUUAAAACGAGUUUGGUGACCUAUGUUUUUUCUUCUCUUGUUUGUCUUGGAAACUAAAGUUCUUUAAGCUCACAGUGUAUGAAACAAUUCUUAACGUUAGAAAAAAUUCUCUCCUACAUCCUUAAAGGGAAUUCCUAUAGUUUUUUAUGUGCAUCUUUCUGCGCAGCCGAUACUUUCUAUGGAAAAAGUGAAGUGAACUUAACAUUUGUUGAAACAUGUGAUAGACAAUCUUAAAUAUGAGGAAUCUUGUAUAAAUAAGUUUUAUCAGUAAUCAAAUGUUGAUACUGUUUUAUGCUGUAUUGACAUGUAUCAUGCCUGACAUAUCAUGCAUCUUGCCAUUAAAUGAUUAAUAUUUUGUGGCUGUGUUUUGACAAAGCAUUUUAGUACAAAGACAGUAUUGUUCAUAUAAUGUUAGACAAUCAACUUUGUAUUGAUAAUUUAAGACAAUAUCUCCUUUCAAAUCAUUUAGUAUUCAAUUAUAGAAAGGAUUAAGAAGUUUUUUAACUUCUAUAGCAGAUAUAAUCAAUUUGGUUGAAAUAAUGAAAUUCAGGCCAUUUUUUCGUCUCAACACUCACCGGGUGUUGUAUUCAAGCGGUCUUAACAUACAAUUUAGCCUAAUGACACAUACCUUUUUGGCCAUUUUUAUGUUCACAAUACAAUUAUCUAUAUAUACAAAAGGAAAACAGAAAAAAUAAAACAUUUUUUUUUCAAAAUUUAAAAAAAUAUUCUUUACUAUAUUUUUCAUUGAAAAAAGUUCACAAAAGUGAAGAUGAAACAGUUUUUUUUUAUCCCCCGACGAAAGUCGGAGGGAUAUAGUUUUGGCGUUGUCCGUCCGUCCGUCUUUCCGUCCGUCCAUCCGUCCUUCCAUCCGUCCGUCCGGAGCCAUAUCUAGGAAAUGGUUGGGAAUAUUUAUUUAAAACUUCAUAUACGUGUUCACCACUAUGAGUUCUUGUGGCCCGUCAAGUUUCAGUCAGAUUGCCCAAGUAACACCAGAGUUAUGGCCCUUAGAAGUUUCUAGUGUUAACUAUAUAGGGUACUAUAAAUAUGGCAAUUUCUGCAUCAUAACUUUUGAUAUAUUUGACCUUGAACUAUGAAACUUUAACAGAAUUUAGAGCACUAUAAUGUGGUUGUGCACACACAAUUUCGUAUGGAUUUCUUUUGUAACUGCAGCGUUAUUGCCCUUUAAUUGUCUAAAAAUCCACAUAUUUGUACAUAACAAACUUGCCAUUUGGCAGAAUUACAUUAAAUUUCUUUCAUUCUUUUCUGUGAACAUUUAUUAUAAACAUGUGAAGUUGCGCACCCACACCUGGUCGCCCACUUGUCUUGGUCACCGAGGUGAUCCCGGGGUCAAAAUUGAACCCGCCCCAGGGGUCACUUGAUUUUACAUAGGAAAAUCUUAUAAAAUCUUCUGUUCAAAAACCAGAAGCCCUAGAGCUUAGAUAUUUGACUUGUAGCAUUGCCUAGUGGACCUCUACUAAAGUUGUUCAAAUCAUGACCCCGGGGUCAAAAUUGACCCCGCCCCAUGGGUCACUUGAUUUUACAUAGGAAAAUCUUCAAAAAAUGUCUAAAAAUAAACCAAAAUAAACCAGAAGGCCUAGAGCUUAGAUAUUUCACAUGUAGCAUUGCCUAGUAGACCUCUACAAAAUUUGUUCAAAUCAUGACCCCCAGGGUCAAAAUGACCCCGCCCCAUGGGGUUACUUCAUUGUACAUAGAAAAAUCUUCAAAAUUUUCUAAAAAUAAACCAGAAGGCCUAGAGCUUAGAUAUUUCACAUGUAGCAUUGCCUAGUGGACCUCUACAAAAUUUAUUCAAAUCAUGACCCCUGGGGUCAAAGUUGACCCCACUCCAGGGGUCACUUGAUUUUACUUAGGAAAAUCAUUUAAAAUUUUUUUAAAAUAAACCAGAAGGCCUAGAGCUUAGAUAUUUCACAUGUAGCAUUGCCUAGUGGACCUCUACAAAAUUUGUUCAAAUCAUGACCCCUGGGGUCAAAAUUGACCCCACUCCAGGGGUCACUUAAUUUUACUUAGGAAAAUCAUUAAAAAUUUUCUUAAAAUAAACCAGAAGGCCUAGAGCUUAGAUAUUUCACAUGUAGCAUUGCCUAGUGGACCUCUACAAAAUUUGUUCAAAUCAUGACCCCUGGGGUCAAAAUUGACCCCACUCCAGGGGUCACUUGAUUUUACUUAGGAAAAUCAUUAAAAAUUUUCUUAAAAUAAACCAGAAGGCCUAGAGCUUAGAUAUUUCACAUGUAGCAUUGCCUAGUGGACCUCUACAAAAUUUGUUCAAAUCAUGACCCCUGGGUCAAAAUUGACCCCGCUCCAGGGGUCACUUGAUUUUACAUAGGAAAAUCUUCAAAAAAUCUCUAAAAAUAAACUAGAAGGCCUAGAUCUUAGAUAUUUGACAUGUAGCAUUGCCUAGUAGACUUCUACAAAAUUUGUUCAAAUCAUGACCCCCGGGGUCAAAUUGACCCCGCCCCAUGGGGUUACUUGAUUGUACAUAGAAAAAUCUUCAAAAUUUUCUAAAAAUAAACCAGAAGGCCUAGAGCUUAGAUAUUUGACUUGUAGCAUUGCCUAGUGGACCUCUACAAAACUGGUUCAAAUCUUGACCCAGCCCCAGGGGUUACUUGAUUGUACAUAGGGAAAUCUUUAUAAAUUUGCUAAAAAUAAAGCAGAAGGCCUAGAUCUUAGAUAUUUGAUAUGUAACAUUCCCUAGUAGACUUCUACAAACUUUGUUCAAAUCAUGACCCCCAGGGUAAAAUUGGCCCCGCCCCAGGGGUUACUUGAUUGUACAUAGAAAAAUCUUCAAAAUUUUCUAAAAAUAAACCAGAAGGCCUAGAGCUUAGAUAUUUGACAUGUAGCAUUGCCUAGUGGACCUCUACAAAAUUGGUUCAAAUCUUGACCCCCCAGGGUCAAAUUGACCCAGCCCCAGGGGUUACUUGAUUGUACAUAGGGAAAUCUUCAUAAAUUUGCUAAAAAUAAACCAGAAGGCCUAUUUCUUAGAUAUUUGAUAUGUAACAUUUCCUAGUAGACUUCUACAAACUUUGUUCAAAUCAUGAACCCUGGGGUAAAAUUGGCCCCGCCCCAGAGGUUACUUGAUUGUACAUCGGAAAAUCUUCAAAAUUUUCUAAAAAUAACCCAGAAGGCCUAGAGCUUAGAUAUUUGACAUGUAGCAUUGCCUAGUGGACCUCUACAAAAUUGGUUCAAAUCUUGACCCCCCAGGGUCAAAUUGACCCAGCCCCAGGGGUUACUUGAUUGUACAUAGGAAAAUCUUCAUAAAUUUGCGAAAAAUAAACCAGAAGGCCUAGAUCUUAGAUAUUUGAUAUGUAACAUUUCCUAGUAAUCUUCUACAAACUUUGUUCAGAUCAUGACCCCCGGGGUAAAAUUGGCCCCGCCCCAGGGGUUACUUGAUUGUACAUCGGAAAAUCUUCCAAAAAAUUUCUAAAAAUCAUCAGUUUGACAUUAGAAACAUGUAGCUUAUAUUACUCUGGUGAGCGAUCCAGGGUCAUCAUGACCCUCUUGUUUUUCAUUUUUAAUUUUCCAUCAAUAUUUAUAAUCAACAUGUGAAAUUUUGUUUCCUCUCCCGUUCCCCGUUCCCCCGCACCCCCACACCCUUAAAAAAUAAAUAUAUAUACAUAUAUAUAUAUUUCCAUUCCUUUUUAUGCCCCCGAAGGGAGGCAUAUAGUUUUUGAACCGUCUGUCCGUCUGUCAGUCUGUCGGUCUGUCAGUCUGUCCGCAAUUUUCGUGUCCGGUCCAUAUCUUUGUCAUCAAUGGAUGGAUUUUCAAAUAACUUGGCAUGAAUGUGUACCACAGUAAGACAAUGUGUCGCACGCAAGACCCAGGUCCGUAGCUCAAAGGUCAAGGUCACACUGACUUUAAAGGUCAUUUUUCAUAUAGUGCAUUCCUGUCCGGUCCAUAUCUUUGUCAUCGAUGGAUGGAUUUUCAAAUAACUUGGCAUGAAUGUGUACCACAGUAAGACGACAUGUCGCACGCAAGACCCAGUUUCGUAGCUCAAAGAUCAAGGUCACACUUAGACGUUAAAGGUCAUAUUUCAUGAUAGUGCAUUGAUGGGCGUGUCCGGUCCAUAUCUUUGUCAUUCAUGCAUGGAUUUUAAAAUCAUUGGGCAUGAAUGUGUACCACAGUAAGACAACGUGUCGCGCGCAAGACCCAGGUCCGUAGCUCAAAGGUCCUAAACUCUAACAUCGGCCAUAACUAUUCAUUCAAAGUGCCAUCGGGGGCAUGUGUCAUCCUAUGGAGACAGCUCUUGUUUUUUUUUUUUUUUUAAUGUUCAAACCUUCAACAUGUUAAGUUGUGACUGCACAAGCCUUGCCCUCAGUCAUGUUCAAGAUAUCUUACCAGUGUUCUCAUAAGGACAUCUGUUUUUUUAAGUUCAAAUGUACAUGUUAAACAACAACACCUGUUGCCAAACCACUCAAAGACAAUAUUCCGUUCCAAUUAAACUUCAAGCUCAUAUUUCAAUUAACUGCAUUCAAUUUUAAAAGCUAAGCUUGUUACAGUAAGCAUAUCCCAUUCAAAAUAAAUUCUUUAGUCAGGAUCAAAGUAUCAUACAUUUAUUAUGUACUCUUUAAUUAAACAUUUGUUUUCUGUUAAAUUGAUUUUGACUAAUGAAAUUAUUUGCUUCUUGUUAACAUCCUUAACUUUUUGCCGGAUAUAUUUUUUUGCCAUUCCUCACCACAAACCCUUUCGGCGGGGGAUACCAAUUCAUCGAAUUUGCUUGUUUCAUUUGUAUCUAUCAUUGUAUUGAUAUUGUAUUUAAGAAAUAAUAAAUCUGUUCCUAUAUUUUAUCAGUUAAUAAAAUAUGGGCAGGAGUUUGGAUGCGUAAUAAUUAAAUCACGAGUGCAUAGCCAGGUGAUUUAAUUAUUCGCAUUCAAACGACUGCCCAUGUUUUAUUAAUUGAUAAAAUUAUUGGAACAUAUUUAUUAUUUCGAUUCUAACAACGCAAAUAAUUCGCAUUUUACAGUACUAUAUUUUCAGCGUAAUACGUCAUUCGGGUCAUAUGCUGUUACAAUUUACCCCCUAUGGUUAGAAAGAGUUGCAUAGCCAAUGGAACGUAUAGAUAUUUGUUUUUUUGUAUCAGAAUUUUGAGAAGUAUUUAUGAUUUAGUAAUCUAACAGCUCGCAAACUAAUUAUGAAGAGAAUCAUCAAAUUAGGCGAGUUGACCCUGUGUUACAAGUUACGAGCUUAACUUUAUAUGACGUCACAUCAUUAUGACGUCAUACUUUAUGUCAUACAUUUAUGACGUCACCGCUGAAUCUUUAUUAAGCUAAUUGAAUUCGCUUGUAGAGAUCGAAACGUGUUUUACUGUCCUACACAUAAGUCAGUAUGACAUUUUAUCAUAUUUAUGUUUUUGAGAUGCUGUUUUCAACCGUUUGGCCCUGAAAUAAUUUGUAUGUAAUGGAACUGAAGUAGAAUAUCUUAUGCCACAAUCAUAGGGGGUGAAAUGUAACAGCCAACCAUAUUUUAUCGUAGAUUCAUGUUUUGCUAUAUGUUUAUAUACCAAUUGCUGCAGAUCGUGUUAGAAUACAUAAUAUUAUAUGACUAUGAUAUGAAAUAAAUAUAUAAACCUUAA